AACCUAUAUCUCUGUUCGUGAGUGACUCUGUAGCCUACCUGUACUGUUACUGUGAGUGGAACUGUGUUACAGGCUAUGACGGGACCGGAGAUCUGUGGCCAUGUAGACGUCAAAGUUCCUUCGAAAGGCAGGAAGUUUGGUCAGUGGAAGGCUUGGCGUAGACAAUGGUGUAUCGUCCGCUAUGGUCAUGGCAGCACUCUACAGCUGGUACUGGGCAGUGGUCACAAUAAUCCUACCAGUUGCAUUGACAUCCCUUACAAUGCCAUUAUUUGCAGAUCUGAGUCCAGGUCUCGACAGUUUGCGUUUGGGGUCUACAGUUCCAGCAGUAUCCGGCAGCCUAUUGUGUUCCUCGCCGCCCGCUCAGAGACUGAGGCCCAGCAGUGGAUGUUGCGCAUCAGAAACCUCAUCUCCCCACCAAAAAUCCCAGCCACUACAUGGAGGCAGGAAAAGUUCAGUGUGUCACUGAUAGAUAAUGCCCACUCUCGCAUUGCCGGGUUGGCAGGCCUGUUUGGUACCAUGAGCGUUGGUCUCACUGGUAUUACCAUCAACGACCCUGUCACCGGACAGAUCAGGAUGCACUGGCGUUGGUCACAGGUGAACGGGAUAACCCUACGACUCACCUCGGUAGCUGAGGAUGUCAACCACAUUCUUGUCCUUCAUACCUCCAGUGAGUUUUCGUGUGGAGAAGGUCUGCUGGAGCUCUUCUGUCUGGAGGGAGUGGCACUGAUGGCUCAUCUAUCACUGUACCAGAACAAGCCCUCUCAUCGCCUCACUACCUCCCCCCUGCCACCUAUCCCCCGCCAUCCACUGCUGGCAUUUCGGCGCCUGAGUCGCAGCGAAGGAGACCUACGUCGCUGGCUGCCUCUGCCAGACGCCAACUUCCACCUGCGCACUCAGAGUGUCUCCCGCACUCGUGUCUCUCAUGACAAGUUCAUCGAAGUCCAACACUCUUUCUGCCACCGGAGAGAGAGGGAAAAUACCACUCACGUUACUGCUGCCGCGUUCUUCCUCUUCAUUGUCACUGCUGUCACUGUCCGAAUCCUCUUCACUGGAGCUGUCAUUGCCGAUGUUUAUUACCAUCUGCUCAUCGGAGUCUUCCAUCAACCCUUCAUUUUUCCAAGCAUCCAGGAUUAUAUUCUUCGACUAGGACUCAUGCUGACCACUCCAGGCUGCAGUGAGCCUGACUCUCUCCAUGACUACCAGUGUCUGGACACUCUCUGGCCGGAUGAUUUUGAUACUCUCUCAGACCUCCCAGAUAUCCGCAGGUACCAGAAUAACGCCCGGAGAGAAUCUGGUGUCUCCAUUGCCUCUGGGAUCUACGAGGAGAUAGAGGAGCAGCCCAACAGAAAACAUGAGCUCAGUGGGUCAGAGGAAGAGUAUUGUUUGCCAGAAGAGGCCCUGAUAUAUUCUGUGGCGAAUGAGAAUGAAGAGGAGCCCCUAUACUUGCCCAUGUCCCCCGGAGGACGGAAAGAAGAUACGUAUGUUGUCAUGGCCAACCUGAUACACAAGAAUAAUGCCAUAUCUGAGCCAGUCAUAUGACAGCGUUCUCUUGCAAAGAAUCACCCUAAACUCUCAGUUAUAUGAGAACAUGACAACUCCGGCUGUUGGAGAAUAAGACACCCUCUCCUUGAGAGUCAAUCUGAGUAUAUCCACAUGAGGUACAAGCGCAAACAGUGUAACAGGGGUUAUACAGCUACGAGCUUUGUUUUUUCUAGUUUAAAAGGAUAAUUUUUAACCUGAUUAUGAUAGGUAAUACCGUAAAAUUCCUAUUUUUGGGUUAUUUCAAACAAUUUUUGCCACUAAAUACAAAGCUUCAAGUUACAAAAAUAAAUUGUUUAUAUGUAUAAAAGAAAUAGGUUUCACACUACUGAACAGCUAAUAUUGAAAAAACAAUAAUAGAGUAUAUUUAUAUUUAUUUCCAUUUUGGGUUUUAAUAAUUUUAUUGAUUUACUUUUAAAUAAUCAAAAAUAUGUUAAGUAAUAAAUGUAUUAACUUGAUAGGUAAAGAUUCUUAUUCAAAACAGGUAUGACUCGACUAUUGAACGAGAAGUGAAAGUCUCUGUUCUAAUAAGUUAACUGCUUUAAACAAUAGUUUAUUAUGCUGUAAGAGAAACCAGAUUCAUAAAAAAAAAGAAAAUACAUUUACAUUCAAGUAAUUACAUUGUAUAAAAACUGAACACAAUGAAACAUGUUUUUGAUGGAAUAAAAAGAGAACAUAACAAGCUGAUUACAGAACUAGUAAUUUCCUUUUUUUAGAUUCUUUUACUUCCAGUUCAGUUAUAAUAAAUUAUAUUGAUUUAGAUCAUGUUCACUUAAUGAUGUAUGUUAACACAAUACGUUAAAAUAUAUAAAUUAAGUUAU
Messenger RNA from Homalodisca vitripennis (glassy-winged sharpshooter), 2360 nucleotides. RefSeq lists its product as uncharacterized. The coding region runs from base 76 to 1539 and encodes 487 amino acids. The record is from RefSeq and is a predicted model, not a curated record. Lineage: Eukaryota; Metazoa; Arthropoda; Insecta; Hemiptera; Cicadellidae. The transcript has 11 exons.